ACAGCAACAGGGGUUGGGGGGCCCACUUUAAAAUGAGAUCGCUCCCCCGCACCUUUCGUUUUCAGAUCCGCAUGAUGACUGAUGUUUCCGAUCUCUUCACGUACACACAGCUCUCUUCUCCGAAUGCUACUUACCAUCGCCGUUCAUCACCUUCACUCUUUCUCUUUCUCUCUCGUUCUCUAGCUCGAAAGUAAAUCUCUGCUUUUCCUUCGCUUUCCCGACUCCCAUGGCUUCCACAGUGGAUUCCACUGCCCAUACGCUGUCCCAGCUUGGUGUCCAUGAUGAUUUCGCUUCUUCUGUCCCAAAUCUUGAAAAAAAUCUCAACCUUUUGCCCCAAGAACAGGUUGGGCUCGCGAAGAUGCUGUUGGAGAUGGGGCAAAGUCAUUUGUUUGAACAUUGGGCGGGCCCGGGUGUCGAUGACGACUUAAAGAAAGGCUUUUUCGAGCAGGUGGCUCGCCUAAAUUCAAGCUAUCCUGGGGGUUUGGCAUCAUACGUUAAAACCGCUAGAAGACUCUUGGCUGAUUCAAAAGAUGGAAAGAAUCCAUUUGAUGGCUUCACGCCUUCUGUUCCAACUGGUGAGAAUUUAACAUUUGCUGAUGAUAAUUUCACCUAUUUUGAGGAGGUAGGUAUAAAGGAAGCUCGAAAAGCUGCAUUUAUUCUUGUUGCAGGGGGCCUUGGGGAGCGUCUAGGAUACAAUGGAAUCAAGAUAGUAUCAAGGGCGAGUUGAACCCAGCUGACAUUGUCCUGAUGUUGAUUGAUGGUGGAUCCUCGAAGAUUGAUUUGAGCAAGGGAGGUGGUCUCAUAGGAUUAACUACCAGCCACGAAGGGUCUUCAGUACAUCUCGUCUCUAUGAAGCUCAACGGUGCGAACUAUUGUAUGUGGGCACAGGCCAUGAAACUCGCGAUUAGAGGUUGGGGGAAGAUGGGCUACCUUGAUGGUUCAUCGAAAACUCCGGAAGAAUCCAAGACGCAAGAGUUCUAGCAGUGGCACAUUGAAAACUCGCCGGUAUCGUCUUGGCUGAUAAAUGCCAUGGUUUUAGAAAUCCAGUAAAGGUUUAUGUUCUUCCCUCAGCCCAUGAAAUCUGGAAGGCUGUGCGAGACUCAUACUCUGAUAAGAAGGAUUUGGCUCGCAUAUAUGAACUUAAAAUGAAGGCAUGGACGCUGCAACAGGGGGAGCAUGAUGUCAUGACCUUCUGGUUAGAGCUUAAUGCUAUUUGGUAGGAACUAGACCUGAUGACAGACUUGGAGUGGUCAAUCAGCCAAGAUGCAACACGGUAUAAGGAGCAGAUUGAAAGCGAAUGAGUAUUUCAGUUUUUGGCUGGUCUAAACCAAUCUUUGGAUGAUGUAUAGGGACGAGUUCUAAGUCGUAUACUGCUUCCAUAACCAAGGAAGUAUUUUUUGAGGUGCGUCGUGAAGCUUCAAGGCACAAGUCAUGCUUCCAAGACCUAUUUCUACUCAACCAACUUUAGACUCAGCUGCACUUGUGAGUAAGAGCAAUGACACGAAUUAGAAGACCCAAAAAGGGAAGGUGACCUGUGACCAUUGUAAGAAGAUUAGGACAUACUCGUGAGACUUGUUGGGAUAUACAUGGCAAACCAGUUGAUUGGAAGUCGAGAAAAGGAAAGACACGAAGAUAUCAAACUUCCCAUGAUGUACACCAGAUAAACCAGAAUCAACCCUACUGGUGCCUAAGAUUGAUAAGGAACAACUCGGUAAGUUACUCGAGAUGCUCAAUAUGCUCUAGCAAAUGAAAAAAGGUAGAAACAAAACCAUACUGCAUCUGUGGCUCAUAAAGGUAAUCAUGUCUUACUUACUUCUACUAAUAACUUCAAAUGGAUUGUUGAUACUGGGGCAAUAUGGCAUC
Prosopis cineraria is the source of this 1863-nucleotide messenger RNA. Its product is annotated as UDP-sugar pyrophosphorylase-like. Gene Ontology annotation, biological process: UDP-N-acetylglucosamine biosynthetic process. Gene Ontology annotation, molecular function: UDP-N-acetylglucosamine diphosphorylase activity. The transcript is spliced from 5 exons. Lineage: Eukaryota; Viridiplantae; Streptophyta; Magnoliopsida; Fabales; Fabaceae. Bases 227 to 727 code for a protein of 166 amino acids. The record is from RefSeq and is a predicted model, not a curated record.